AUGUCGCAAGACGAACCAAUGGCGGCGGUAAUGGACUCCACCUUUGAAUACCUCCAGGUGCAAACCCCCCAGCUGCACCCCUCCAAUCCAGACGACGGCACUAGCCAUGCCAGUUCCUCACGUUCCUUCGGCCAAGGCGGUUCUGUCUCAAACUCAACCUUAGUCUCGACAUCAUUGGGCAUCUCGGACCCUUCGUUACUGCCCUCUCCGAGGUCGUCGUUUGACUUCACAUGGGCACCGGGGCUUCACACAGCGAGACCAUCGCGGCUCGGUGCCAGGCCACCUCGGUCUUUCAGUUCGGGUAGUUCGCCAUCGACCUGCAAGUCGUCGUUUCACAGUCACGGCACACGGCAGCGUCAGUCGGUGGGACAUCGACGUGGGACUAGCACAUUGAACCUUUCUUGUGCGACGACCGGCUCUCCGUCUUCCUCAAUCUCGAACCCUUGCAACUCGUCGCCGGUCCCCAACGCCAUUGACACUGCAGCUUGGCCUACCGCUCAGCUGGGCACCAGCUCCAACUCCAGUCCUACUGGCGCCAACUUUGUCAUUUCGGCGUCGUCGUCGCCGACCAGAUUAUCACCCAGAACGACAAAGCAGCCGCCGCCGCCGCCGCCGCCGCCGCCGCCCGGCAGGAUGCCUCCGUCCAGACCAGCUAAACGGUCAGCCGAUGGCGGCGGAAUCAGCGACGACGACACUGCUGCCCUCGGCGGCGGGAAAUCGAAACAAGCCAGAUCCGACCGCGGGCCUGAGGACUUCUCCUCCGUCGUCAAGAAUCGCCUUCAGUCGUAUUCCCGCACCGGCCAAGCUUGCGACAGAUGCAAGGUCAGAAAGAUUCGAUGCGAUGCCCUGGCCGAGGGCUGCUCGCACUGCAUCAACUUGAACCUCGAGUGUUACGUCACGGACCGCGUGACUGGACGCACGGAACGUAGAGGCUACCUGCAACAAUUGGAGCGGGAGAAGAACAGCAUGCUCACACAUAUCCGAGAUCUCGAGCGACUCUGCGCCGAGAGAGGAGUCCAAGUUAAACCCUGGCAACAAACUGCCCCUUCCGCGCAGUCCCCUUCAGAACCCGGUGCCGGUGAGCUGCCAGGUUCGACCUGUGGAGGCUCAAAGUUGACGGACGGUUGGUCGCGAUAUGGAGCUUUGUGGAUUAAAUAUGCGUCAACUUCGCAACCAGCAGACGCCACCAUUAGGCCCAGAAUUCCGCAAAGGGAGUGGCAAUCCCGUCCUGAUCAGAUCUGCUGGGGCGUCGUGGGUGACGACGCCCCCUUCAGUUCCCUCAAAGGCACAACCCUCACCCUUCUAGGUACCACAAUUGAAACUACCUCAUUUGAUGCUCCAGACAUUGAUGAGCCGGCGGCUGGUGUUGACUCCUCAAUGCCCUUGUACAACAAAUCCAUGCUGGCUUUCCUGCGAUCCUCCAUGGGCGUGAACCCUGUCGUUCAGGCUGAGCUGCCCUCCCGUGAAAAUGCCUUCAUGUACGCUGAGUGGUACUUUAUUUCCGUCGCCUGCUUCCUCCCGUUGCUGCACAAGCCGACCUUUUUCAAACUGUUGACCAGAAUUUAUGACGAACCCGACUUUAAGCCGACGGUAUCUCAGACAGUAGUGGUGCACAUGGUAUUCGCAAACAUCCUGUUCCAAUUUGCAGUGCGAAAUAGCCAAACCUUGGAGCAGCGCAACACCUUCAACGACAUUUCUAACAAGCAUUAUCAUUUCGCUCUCAGCAAAAUGUAUGAUAUACUUUCUACCCCGGGCUUUGAAGCGUUGCAAGCCCUCAUCCUCAUGGCCUCCCACGCCAGAGCGUUUCCUAAACCAGGAUGUGGAUCAAUCUCGGUCAAUAUAGCUUUGCAUCGGGCACUCGAAUUGGGCCUCAAUCGCAGGACGAAGAAUGCGGGUGAGCCAACUGACCUGCAAAACGAGCUGCGCAAACGAGCAUGGUGGUGCAUCAUGACUGUCGUUGUCGCCAUCUAUGGCAAACGAGGCUACCCGAUGCCGGUUUCCGUCCAGGACUUUGAUGUGGAUUUUCUGGAGCCUGUUGCCGAUGAACUGCUCUCUGAUGAUGGUGUCGAUAGAUCGAGGACACUACCUUGUCCUUAUGAAAUGGCAAUCUGCGGCCACAAGAUUAUACCCACUGUCAUGGAAAUGUAUGCAAACCUGUACAGCGUUCGGAGAGAUCAGAGCAACUACAAGACUGUUGUUGCUGCUCUAGAGUCCCAGGUAGAACAAUGGGAGGCUCAGCUUCCGGAUUCGAUGCGGCUCAAAGGUCACAAAGCGCUCGACCCGGGAAUGGUCGGACCCCUGUUCGCCCGAUGCUGCUUACUCGAACUACGCCUGCACAUACGACAUCCAUCUUUGGCCAUGACGAAUGAUAGGGCCAUGAUUGCGGAAAAUACUCGAAUCUGCGAAGAAAUGGCCCGGGAAUACCUCCAAACCGUCGAGCUCCUGAGCAAGAUGAAAGCACUGGACACAACGUGGUAUCAACUUUCGUAUUACUGCGUUGCCAUCCUGUCCAUGUUGUUCCCGCGAUGGGAGAGAAGGUUCGAAAUUACGCAAGAAGAAAUCGCAACACUUAGAGGAGAGAUGGAUCGAUGGAUGGACAUUAUCAAGGAGAUGAGUUCGCUGCUAGGAUGCGGUAUGGGCAUAGGCAAACAAAUUUCCCAGCUGAUUGAUCGAACGAUGGCUUGGAUCGAGUACGACAUGAAGAACAAGAACAUGAAGCAUUCCUCCCAAGGACCAGCAGACUUUAAGCAAGAGCAGAGCCAGCUGUUGCAGUCGGCCUUACCGCAGCCAGGGCCGGGACGACAAGCACUGAACCAAUCAUCAUCCUAUCCCACUGCUCCCGGCCAACAUGCGCCCAUUUCUUCAGCAGGGUCCUCGCACAGAGAUGGUCAAGCCGAGGCCUUCUACCAGACAGGCGCUUCCAAUAAUAGCUCACAGGCUGCAUUCACUUCAGUGGCGUAUGUCAAUCAGCAAACCCCGGCGACGGCCCAUGCUGCAGUGCCUUAUCAACACGAGCAGCCUGGGCUAUUCUACCCCCCCACAGCAACCACCGUAGCGCCUGCUCAGUCACCUCUACCUGCGCAACACGAUGCGGUCGUCCACUAUGGCCAGCCUCUUGGCCAGCAAGCUCCCGAUGAGGUGUGGAGAUCCUCCUGGCAAGAUUGGAGUGCUGCGAUUGCUGAGAGUCAAGCGCGACUGAGCGCAAACGCGUUGCUGACCCUGGGUGGUGGCAAUGCAGGACGCAACCCAGUCAUAGCACCCGUCAUGACGGACAGCAGCAUGCCGCAUAACGGCAAUCAGGUAGCCAUGGUGCUGCAGCCAGCACAGUGGCCGUUGGUCAUGUUUGAACAACCACCCCAGGAAUGA
Ustilaginoidea virens is the source of this 3366-nucleotide messenger RNA. RefSeq lists its product as uncharacterized. The record is from RefSeq and is a predicted model, not a curated record. The coding region runs from base 1 to 3366 and encodes 1121 amino acids. Gene Ontology annotation, molecular function: DNA binding; DNA-binding transcription factor activity, RNA polymerase II-specific; zinc ion binding. The transcript has 3 exons. NCBI's taxonomy places the organism in Eukaryota, Fungi, Ascomycota, Sordariomycetes, Hypocreales, Clavicipitaceae. Gene Ontology annotation, biological process: regulation of DNA-templated transcription; DNA-templated transcription.